CCUCCAGUUCAAGGACCCGUAUUUAAAGAGACAGGCGUUCUAGUCACCGUGCGAGGCCCGCGCUUGUGGGCUCCUAGGCGGGCGGGCCGUGUGGAGCGUCGGAGCCUGAACAGCCGGGAAGGAAGCUAUAUGACUUUGGCUUUCAAGAUCCUCUUCCCGAGAAACCUUUGUGCCCUUGGCAGAAAAGAACUGUGCCUGUUCCCAGAACAGAAUUACUGGUCUGCCAUAAGACAAUUCAGCCAGUGGUCGGAAACAGAUCCUCUUCGUGGGUGCCGCCUCCUCCAGAGAAAAAAGUCUGUCCUAUCUUUCCAGAGAGGGCAUCUAAGACCACGUGCCACCCACCUUGUCUUCUUCCCAGGGUCGUAUGUGGGACUCUGUACUAGCCCCUGUGAGAUGGCGGAGCAGCGGUUCUGUGUGGACUAUGCCAAGCGGGGUACAGCUGGCUGCAAGAAAUGCAAGGAGAAGAUUGUAAAAGGCGUAUGCCGCAUUGGCAAAGUGGUGCCCAAUCCCUUCUCCGAGUCUGGGGGCGAUAUGAAAGAGUGGUACCAUAUUAAGUGCAUGUUUGAAAAACUGGAGCGGGCGCGGGCUACCACAAAAAAAAUCGAAGAUCUCACAGAGCUGGAAGGCUGGGAAGAGCUGGAAGAUAACGAAAAGGAACAGAUAAGCCAGCACAUUGCAGACCUAUCUUCUAAGGCAGCUGGUACACCAAAGAAGAAAGCGGCUGUCCAGGCUAAGCUGACAACCACUGGCCAGGUGACAUCCCCAGCAAAAGGUGCUUCGUUUGUCACCAGUACCAAUCCCCGAAAAUUUUCUGGAUUUUCAGCAGCCAAAGCCAACAACUCUGAGCAAGGCCCCUCAAACCCUGCUCCUAAGACAAGUUUGUCUGCAAGUAAAUGUGACCCUAAGCACAAAGACUGUCUACUGCGAGAGUUCCGGAAGCUGUGCGCCAUGGUGGCCGAAAACCCUAGCUACAAUACAAAGACCCAGAUCAUCCAGGACUUUUUGCAGAAAGGCUCUACAGGAGAUGGCUUCCACGGUGAUGUGUACCUAACAGUGAAGCUGUUGCUGCCGGGAGUCAUUAAGAGUGUUUACAACUUGAACGAUAAGCAGAUUGUGAAACUUUUUAGCCGCAUUUUUAACUGCAACCCAGAUGAGAUGGCCCGGGAUCUGGAACAGGGUGACGUGUCUGAGACGAUCAGAGUCUUCUUUGAGCAGAGCAAGUCUUUCCCCCCAGCCGCCAAGAGCCUCCUCACCAUCCAAGAAGUGGAUGCCUUCCUCUUGCACCUCUCCAAGCUCACCAAAGAGGAUGAGCAGCAGCAAGCCCUGCAGGACAUUGCCUCCAGGUGUACAGCCAAUGACCUUAAGUGCAUCAUCCGGUUGAUCAAACAUGAUCUGAAGAUGAACUCAGGUGCAAAACACGUGUUAGAUGCUCUUGACCCCAAUGCUUAUGAAGCCUUCAAAGCCUCACGCAACCUGCAGGAUGUGGUGGAGCGAGUCCUUCACAAUGAGCAGGAGGUGGAGAAGGACCCAGGUCGGCGACGGGCUCUGAGCGUCCAGGCCUCACUGAUGACUCCUGUGCAGCCCAUGCUGGCUGAGGCCUGCAAGUCCAUCGAGUAUGCAAUGAAGAAGUGUCCCAAUGGCAUGUUCUCUGAGAUCAAGUACGAUGGUGAGCGAGUCCAGGUGCAUAAGAAGGGGGACCACUUCAGCUACUUCAGCCGCAGUCUCAAGCCUGUCCUGCCUCACAAGGUGGCCCACUUUAAGGACUACAUCCCCAGAGCUUUUCCUGGGGGUGAGAGUAUGAUCUUGGACUCCGAGGUGCUCCUGAUUGACAACAACACAGGCAAACCACUGCCGUUUGGGACUCUGGGAGUGCACAAGAAAGCUGCCUUCCAGGAUGCUAAUGUCUGCCUGUUUGUUUUUGAUUGUAUCUACUUUAAUGAUGUCAGCUUGAUGGACAGGCCUCUUUGUGAGCGACGCAAGUUUCUUCAUGACAACAUGGUUGAAAUCCGUAACCGGAUUAUGUUCUCAGAAAUGAAGCAAGUCACAAAAGCCUCAGACCUGGCUGACAUGAUAAACCGGGUGAUCCGAGAGGGCUUAGAAGGGCUGGUGCUGAAGGAUGUGAAGGGUACAUACGAGCCUGGGAAGCGGCACUGGCUAAAAGUUAAGAAAGAUUAUUUGAACGAGGGGGCCAUGGCCGAUACAGCUGAUCUGGUGGUUCUUGGGGCCUUCUAUGGGCAAGGGAGCAAAGGCGGCAUGAUGUCCAUCUUCCUCAUGGGCUGCUAUGAUCCUGACAGCCAGAAAUGGUGCACUGUCACCAAAUGUUCCGGAGGCCAUGAUGAUGCCACACUUGCUCGACUGCAGAAGGAGCUAGACAUGGUGAAGAUCAGCAAGGAUCCCAGCAAGAUACCCAGUUGGCUGAAGAUCAACAAGAUCUACUAUCCUGACUUUAUUGUUCCCGACCCAAAGAAAGCUGCUGUGUGGGAGAUCACGGGAGCAGAAUUCUCCAAAUCUGAGGCUCACACUGCUGAUGGGAUCUCCAUCCGAUUUCCUCGCUGCACCCGAAUUCGGGAUGAUAAGGACUGGAAAUCUGCAACUAACCUCCCUCAACUCAAGGAACUGUACCAGCUGUCCAAAGAAAAGGCAGACUUCACCGUAGUGGCUGGAGAUGAGGGGAGCUCCACUACUGGAGGUAGCAAUGGUGAGAGUGAGGGCACUGCUGGGUCUGCUGUACCCCACAAGGCCCCCAAGACACCUCCCAGUAAGUCCUCUGCCAGUGGAAGGAAGACCGAACAGAAGCUGAAUAACUCCAAUAGCAGAGGUGGCAACAAGGUGAUUCCAAAGCCUUCCCCCAUGAAACCAGGAGACAAGCUGACCACGAAGUCUUCUCCAGUGAAAGUGGGGGUGAAGAGGAAAGCUGCUGAUGAGACCCAAUGCCCUACAAAGGUGCUGUUGGAUGUCUUCACCGGGGUGCGGCUCUACUUGCCACCUUCCACACCAGACUUCAAGAGGCUCAAACGCUACUUUGUGGCAUUCAACGGGGAUCUGGUACAGGAAUUUGACAUGGCCUCAGCCACACAUGUGCUGGGUAACAGAGAGAACAAUACUGAGGCCCAGCUGGUCUCUCCAGAGUGGAUCUGGUCAUGUAUCCGAAAACGGAGGCUGACAGCCCCCUGCUAGAACUUUAUUCUUUCUCUUUGGGCUGUCCUUGCCUGCCCACUCUACCACAAGGCUCAGCCUGGAUGGUAGGGGCUUCUUCGCCAAGCAGUGUACCUUCUUAUACCCUCCAACUCUUCAUGGUCCUUUCUGGAUCAGGAGUUAGUUGCUGUGGGCACAAGCAAUGCUCUUGCUAGUUUAACUAGAUCUUUCAGAUCUGGGUGCUAGCUUUGUCUUCUUGUUUAAAAAGAAGCCGACCUUAGUUGUUUGAGGUGCUGAUAACCAACCUAAACCCUUAUGCAUGCUAGGCACAGUGUUGUGCCCUUGAACUACAAUUUUAUAAGUGAGAAAUCUUAAGCCAGGCAUGGUAGUGCAUGAGGAGCCAGAAGUCAGAGGAUCAGGAGUUCAAGGCUAGCCUUGAACAAAAAACAAACAAACAAACAAAAAAGCAUCUUCCCCCCCCCCCAGUUCCACCUCCGUGACUAAGGAAUGAAGGCUGAGCAGAAUCUACUUCCUUUGUCUGCUCCUUUUUCACUUCCAUGUGCAUCUUAAAAAUUGUAUUUGAACUGUCCUCACACGCUUCCUGUAUGUGGCAAAAUCUUUAUUUUGCCUGGUCCCUUUUGUCAGGAUGAACCCUCAUGUGAAAGAACAAAGUGGUCCCAGCUUGGAGGGAGAGGCUGUCAUCUAUAGGAAAGGUGGUCUCCUUGGAGGAUCUGCCUCCUCAAAGUCUGGACUACUCUCAGGAGUACAGAUCCACAGCCAGGAAAAUCUACCCACCCUGCUUUCCACGGCUCACUAGCUCCUGUGCCACCUGUGGCAGAUUGCUUGCAAAGAUCAUUUCUGUGUACAGCUGCAGAGAAUCCUGUUUGCAACAGUGGAAAUGUCCUAAGCCAGCCUCAUCUGGUUGUCAAGCUCUUGAAAUGUGGCACUAACACCCUCUAAAAAGACAAGUCACCAGUGACCAUCACACACUUCUGAGCAUCAAUCAGUUCCGCAAAAGGAAGGGGCAGAGGCACUGCUCCUAAAUCACUAGAUGACUGUAACCUCAGAUGCCUUAUGUAACACAGGCACAGAACCUGGUACAGAUGUUAUGCAGGAGGAGGCCUGGCUUACCACCUUGCAUGACGAAGUUCACACUUGGCUCUGGGCUUCUCUAGAUACUGUAGUAGACUGGCUUCCAAGUCUAUGCUGUGCCACCUCUGGAAGAUCAGUUCUCUCCUAUUACCAACUCAGCAGGCUUAUCUGCUAUCUCCUGUCAGCUAGGACACGAUGACCAAACCUCUUAAACACCUGUGUGGGCCUCUAAGCUACAGACAUACUACCCCAAGUAUUCCUAAUACCCUACUAGGAGGUUGCUUACUGGUCUGGCUUUGCCUUUCACCUACUAUUUAAAAUGUCCAGAGGGAAGACACAAUGUAGAUGCUCUGACAACUAGGGCAGAGUGGGUACAACUCAGUCUGCCGAGUCAGAUACUUUUUAAUCAGCCUUCAAAUCAAAAGCCGCUUUUUGCUUUGAGUACUUACCUGCAUAGAAUCUCCAACUUCCUUGGACCAAGCAGCUAGGUAGAGCAUUAAAGAUAACUCUUCCCCACCACACAGGGCUGAAAUUUCAGCUCCUUGUCCCUUGAAUGCCUUACUAUGUAUUCACUCCAGUUCACUGGUGUUUGUAUGUUUCUUCCAGUCUGACAUAAUUCUCUCUGCAGGGAGAUUAGACUGUAUGCACACCUUUGUAUCUUUUCCUGUCUCUCCACCCAACCCUAAGUGCUAUCACCCUAAACCUCCCCUGCUCUUUUGGCCUUGGUUUACAUAGUGCCGGCUAAUGACAGAGUGGCCGUCCUGGAUGCUGAACAGGUCAGCCAUUAGCAAGACUUCUCUCUUUAAGAGACAGGGUAGAAUCCUGUCUCGUCCAGUUCUGCAGUGGGUGACACACUCUUCUCCCUUCCCCUCAGGCACCUGGUCAGAGACAGGGUAGAAUCCUGUCUCGUCCAGUUCUGCAGUGGGUGACACACUCUUCUCCCUUCCCCUCAGGCACCUGGUCAGGUAGGCUAGUAUAGGCCUAUGUGUAUUUUGCAGUCUGCUCUUUAGGCUGGGCCAACCUUUGAGCCAUACUUGUCUGUCACAACUGUGUUCACUUAACUGGCUACCUAGCUGUCCUGAGAUCCCAUCCCACUUAGCUCUUGAAGACCCUUUCCCGAUGGGACUGUAAAUAAUUCACAUGGUGCUUCCAUUUGCUCUUGAGAAUCAUCCUUACGCUAGCUCCACUUCUAGUCUGUCCCAUAAUUUCUCCCACACCCUUGCGAUCGUAGGCAAGUCACAACACCAAGCAGGGUACCUUGACCAAGAUCAGGUGGCCCAAACAUUUCCAUAAGUAGAAUGGAGUCUCUGAGGAGCAACAGCUCUAUGAAUCUGGCCUGAUACUUGCCUAUAUUCACUAGUACUUUGGGGCCUCAGGCAUCAUCCCCACACCAGAUAGGACAGGUAUCUGUAUUUAAAAUUUAUUACAAAAUUAUAAAGCAGAGCUCUGUAACAAAAAAUACACAUUUGGGUUUACUUUUUAACAUCCAGGUGAGAAAAUCUUAAUAUAAGCGACUUGGAGCAACACAUUCACAUCCAAGAGAUUUUUUUAAACAAAUUUGUACAAUAUAGACCAUUAAUUCCUUUACAGCUUAUUAGUUUAGAACUGGCUAUUCCAACCUACAAACCAAUCAGCUGUCUGUCUUUUAAAACUAAGUCUCAAGUGAAAUCUUGGUGCAAUCACAGCGAAGUCCACAGAAUAGUUGGAAGGAUUAGGUGUUUACAUGUUAAUUAAGACCAAGGAUCCGUGAUGAACAGAAAGGGGCUCAAGUACUUAAAACAAAACAAAACAAAUCAGGUUUUCUACCUGGGGUGAAUAUUAACUGGAAUAGAAUCUUAGAAUUCCAACUUUCAUUUGGUGUAACAAUAAAAAAGUUGUUUGA
Molecule: messenger RNA, 6109 nt
Organism: Microtus oregoni (creeping vole)
Lineage: Eukaryota; Metazoa; Chordata; Mammalia; Rodentia; Cricetidae
Gene: Lig3
Product: DNA ligase 3
Exons: 20
Coding region: 130-3177 (1015 amino acids)
Biological process (GO): double-strand break repair via alternative nonhomologous end joining; mitochondrial DNA repair; lagging strand elongation
Cellular component (GO): DNA ligase III-XRCC1 complex
Molecular function (GO): ATP binding; DNA binding; zinc ion binding
Source: RefSeq, a predicted model, not a curated record